CCCACUCUCAACUUGAAGAUUAAAGGCAAGAAAAGAAGUGAGAUGCAGAAGGAGUAGAGCAGGAUUGAAACUCUCCAUCAUUCACGCAAUCUCGCAUAAUUUUUCUCAGAAUUCUAUGUCAUUCAUCAAUAAUUAAAAUUACUCCUUCUCCCGAUCCAAGAUCCUUCCUCUUUCUUUAGCUAUACUCCAAUAACACCUGCACAUCAUAAAACAACAAGUCUCCGUUUUUGCUUCGACCAAGUCCGGAAAUCUAUCAGUAGCAGGUCAACUUCUCCGUUUGAAUUUUCUUUUCUUCUUGGGAUUUUAAAUUCGUUCUUCAAAGAUUAUCGAGCUUCAUUUCAGCAUUUAAUCUCACCUUUUUUUUUAGUGAAAGGCUACUGGAGGCGAUUUCUUGUGUUUGAUCGUUGAAUUGAGGAUUAAAGCUGCUGCGACUCCUUUUUUUGCAGCUGCUAGUCUAGUUUUGGAAGCCUUAUUCUAUUUAAGUACUGUGUGAUUUGGUGGUUUUGGCGAUCAUUUUUUAGAAGGUGGUUGCAACUAUGAAAACAAUAAGUAUGAAGAUUAGUUACUUCGUUUGAACUUUUCAUAAACCGCAUGUCCAUUAUAGAUUAUACCUGAUUUGGAAAGCCAUGAAUCUGGAUUCACCAAAGGGUGUUCCGGGAUUGGUCGCAUUACCGCGAUCACUUUCUUCUAUGGCAGCCUCAGUUGGAGGCCUUGCCAUUUUCUUGGUUCUUGGUUCUUUGCUUCUGGUUUCUUACCCCAUUGGCUCCACUGUCCGUGGGUAUUUUUAUGGUGUUGAUAACUCAAAUAAAUUGGCGUUGCCCGUCUUUCCUGGGAAUGAAAGCCUCCACAGUACUUUAGAUGUGAUCAAUAGUGAGUCCUCUUCUGGACUUGGUUUAGGAGUACCCAUUAGUUCUACUGGUGUUAAUUCUAGUGGUAUUAAUGGCAUAGAUAAGAAUAGUAGGACGUUGGAAUCUGAUCUACAAAUUCCCAAUGCCAAUGCCAAUGCCAGACAAGAAGAGGGGGUCAGGGAGAAGGGCAGUUCAGUUGCUUCUGGUGCUGAAGGAAAUGUUGUGUCUAAUAAUUCUGGUACUGUAGAUAAAAGAUCAGAUCAAACUAGCCCCGGUAUUUCUUCUUCAGAUUCCAAAUCAGAGGCUAAGCCAGCUUUAUCGGAUGUGUCCAGCAAUGCAACCCCGAUCAGUUCAGAUGAUUCUGGUUGUGAUCUGUACCAUGGAACUUGGUUCUUUGAUUCUCAGGGACCAUCCUAUACAAACAACACAUGCCCUGUCCUUACGCAGAUGCAGAACUGCCAGGGGAAUGGAAGACCUGACAAGGAUUAUGAGAAUUGGCGUUGGAAACCCUCUGAGUGUCAACUUCCACGAUUUGAUGCCAAGAAGUUUUUGGAAUUGAUGAGAGGGAAGACCCUAGCUUUCAUUGGCGAUUCUGUUGCCCGAAACCAGAUGGAAUCAAUGUUGUGCCUUCUCUGGCAGGUAGAAGUUCCCAAAAACCGUGGGAACAAACGAAUGCAGCGAUAUUUCUUCAAGUCAACAUCUACUAUGAUAGUACGAAUAUGGUCGUCUUGGCUUGUGCAUAAAACAUCAGAACCUUUUGACUUUGCUCCAGAAGGCAUUGUCAAGCUCCACCUUGAUGCUCCAGAUGAGGAUUUCAUGGAGUUCAUCCCAAGUUAUGAUGUGAUAGUUCUUUCUUCUGGCCAUUGGUUUGCCAAGCAAUCUGUCUAUAUCUUGAACAAUGAAAUUGUGGGAGGACAGCUGUGGUGGCCAGACAAGUCUCGUUCAAUGAAGAUCAACAAUAUUGAAGCAUUUGGAAUAUCUACAGAGACAAUUCUUACAUCCAUUGUUACCCAUCCAAAUUACAAUGGGCUGACCAUUUUGCGUUCUUUUUCACCUGAUCAUUACGAAGGUGGAGCCUGGAAUACUGGGGGGUCAUGCACUGGAAAGGUGAAACCUCUUGCUCUCGGAGAGUUGGUGGAAAAUGGCUUUACAGAUGUAAUGCACAAAAAACAGGUAACAGCUUUUGAUCGCGCAAUUAAGAAGGCAACAAAUAAGUCAAAGUUGAGGUUGAUGGAUAUCACUGAACCUUUCAGUUAUCGCCAUGAUGGGCAUCCUGGUCCAUACCGGAGUCUUGAUCCAAAUAAAAUCACAAAACGUGGACCAGAUGGAAGGCCCCCACCACAGGAUUGCUUACACUGGUGCAUGCCAGGCCCUGUUGAUACAUGGAAUGAAUUUGUCCUUGAAAUUAUAAGAAGGGAAUUUGAGGGCAAUCGAAGCACUUCCCUGUGAGAUUAUUGUUUUUUCUAUUGCCAGACAGCUUGCAUGCAUGUGCUUCAGACUGGAAGAUGAUUUGUUCAGUGAGAUUCAAUUUGUUGUAGGAUAAUUUUUCAGUGAGAUCCAAUUUACUGUAGGAUCAGGGUUAGCCUAGUUCUUUGAGAGGGAAAUAUAGAUGAAAUGGCUUUGGAAUUGAUCAGGAUAUGGGGUAUUGUAAGGCUUAUAAGGCUCCAUUAUGUUCUAUGAUCCAGAGUGGAUUCGUAUUUACUUGUAGAGCUAUUUGUUUGUAACGCGAUGACAAAUAAUUAAUGAGAAGUUUUGUUGUUUUUGAGUUUUCCUUA
Manihot esculenta (cassava) is the source of this 2623-nucleotide messenger RNA. Its product is annotated as protein YLS7. Lineage: Eukaryota; Viridiplantae; Streptophyta; Magnoliopsida; Malpighiales; Euphorbiaceae. Gene Ontology annotation, cellular component: Golgi apparatus. The transcript is spliced from 4 exons. Gene Ontology annotation, molecular function: O-acetyltransferase activity. The coding region runs from base 627 to 2297 and encodes 556 amino acids. The record is from RefSeq and is a predicted model, not a curated record.